This is a messenger RNA of Trichechus manatus latirostris (Florida manatee), 2175 nucleotides long. It is a transcript of the gene SLCO6A1, whose product is annotated as solute carrier organic anion transporter family member 6A1. The record is from RefSeq and is a predicted model, not a curated record. The coding region runs from base 1 to 2175 and encodes 724 amino acids. Lineage: Eukaryota; Metazoa; Chordata; Mammalia; Sirenia; Trichechidae. Gene Ontology annotation, biological process: sodium-independent organic anion transport; transmembrane transport. Gene Ontology annotation, molecular function: protein binding. Gene Ontology annotation, cellular component: plasma membrane. The transcript is spliced from 14 exons.
AUGGAGGCGGCCCUGGCGGAAGUGGAGGCCCAGGAGGCGCAGGAGGAGGCCGCGGAAGUGCAGCCAGCCGAGGGCUUCAAGGCCGGGAAGACUCAGAAAGCCCAGAACGCAGGGAAGGCGAAGGAGAAACAGCCCAUGGAGAAAAAGGUGUUUCGGAACAUCUUGCCAACCACCCUGAUCAACGUCCACCCUUUCCGAGAUCUGCGACAAGCCUGGACCAAGGGCAAUGCCUUAAGGUCUCUUUCCACGACGCUGCGAGAACGUGACGAAAAUUUGGAGGGGCCCUGCGCCUUGGGUUGUAUAGUUAGCCUCUGUUGUCAGCGUUUUAACAACAUCGGCUGCUUCAUGAUUUUCUACUGCAUCCUGCUCCUCUCUCAAGGUAUCAUAUUUGGUCUUGUAGAUCUGAGCAUAGAUCAUUUUCAGAAGGACUAUCAUCUGAAAGCCAUUGAGAGUUUACUGAUAUCAUUGACCUAUGAUAUUUCAUCUUGUCUGGUAGCAAUAUUUAUAGCAUACUAUGGAGGGAGAGGAAACAGACCAAGAUGGAUUGCAGUUUCCUCCAUUUUAAUAGGAAUGGGAUCACUUUUAUUUUCUUAUCCAUACAUUACUGGGGGAGAUUAUCAACUGAAGACAGAAAUUGAAGAUAUCUGCCAAGCAACGAAGGUUAUAAGUACUUGCCAGGAUGCCCUACCAUCAUUCCAAUCAAAAUAUACAUCAUUCUUCGUCUUUGGGCAGAUCGUGCAGGGAAUAGCAGGAAUACCUCUUUAUAUCCUUGGAAUAACCUUUGUUGAUGACAGCGUUGACAGAUACUCAUCUGGUACCUAUCUAGGCCUUGGAGAAGCUUCGACAAUGACCGGAUAUGCUUUGGGCAUUGCAAUAGGAGCACCACAAGUUCAGGCCUCUGUGAACAGUACUUCCUUAAACAAAGCUAAACUUAGAGAAGAUAGUACACAUUGGCUGUGGACUUGGUGGAUUGAUUUUCUUCUUGCUGGUUUUAUUGCAUGGACUACAUUAAUACCAUUGUCAUGCUUUCCACAUAAUAUGCCAGGUACAGCAAAGUUAAAAGCUGAAAAACGUAAUCAGCCUAACUGGCCUGAUACUAGACUUGAGCAUCUGGAAUUUGGAACUAGUAUCAAGGAUUUGCAUUCAGCUGUGUGGAUUCUGAUGAAGAAUCAAGUGUUUGUGUGCCUGGCUCUGUCCAGAGCUACCGAGUAUUUACUUAUUAUUGGAGUUUCUGAAUUUUUGCCUAAAUAUAUUGAAAAUCAGUAUGAAUUAACACCCACAGUGGCAACUACACUUGCAGGACUUGUUUUACUUCCAGGAGGUGCAAUUGGCCAGUUACUGGGAGGUGUCAUUAUUUCCAAGUUAGAGAUGUCUUGUAAAGCCAUUAUGAGAUUUGUAAUGGCUACAUCUGCUAUAACACUUAUACUACUUGUGUUUAUAGUUUUUGUACGCUGUGAAACAGUGCAGCUUGCUGGAAUCACUGAAAAUUAUGACGGCACAGGGCAGUUGGGAAACCUGACAGCUCCUUGUAAUUCUCAGUGUGAAUGCUCAUCUUCAUUUUAUUCUAGUAUAUGUGGAAGAGACAAUGUUGAAUAUUUCUCUCCCUGCUUUGCAGGCUGUACAGAUGCAAAAAUAUUUGACUCUGAAAGGCUCUACUACAAUUGUGCUUGCAUUACAAAAGGAUUAUCAACUCAAGAUGAUCAAGGUGAUUUUAAUGAUGCUGAAUCUGGGAAAUGUGAUGCAAAGUGCUAUACAUUACCUUUGUUUAUUUCUUUUAUCUUUUCGACAAUUGUAUUUGCUGGUUUUUCUGGUAUACCAGGCAUUGUGGCCAUUCUCCGAAUUGUAUCUGAAGAACAACAUUCUCUGGCCUUGGGAGUGGCUUUUGUGAUUUUGAGAAUAUUUGGGACGAUUCCUGGACCAGUAAUUUUUAAAAUGGUAGGAGAAAGUUCUUGCACCUUUCGUGAUACUGGGACUUGUGGACGUGCAGGAAGUUGUUGGAUCUAUAACAAGACAAAAAUGGCCUACCUAUUGGUAGGGAUAUGUUUUCUUUGCAAAGGACUCACUAUCUUCUUUACUGCUGUUGCACUUUGCAUACACUCACGUCCUACUAAAAAAAACAGUAACAUGCUGUCUGCACCUGAUGACAGCAAGAGAGAAAGAAAAGGAAGGAGCUAA